AUGAGCCAGCUGAAGGUUAUUAGUCGCCGAGCCGAGCGCAUAGUAAGCAUACACGGCUGCGAAAGGAGCAAGAGCUUUGCGCGAGCGCUUUUUCAGGCCGAUCCUUGGAGAAGAAAGCUCACUCAACGUCACCAUACAAUGCCUCAACCAUUUGCUACGACAUAUACGAGGAGCGACUACCCUCUCUUCGCUGUUGACUUUGACCCAGAAGAUGAUUCGCGCAUCGUCGCCGGCGGCGGCGGCGGCCCCAAUCGUUCCGGCGUGCCCAACAAACUGACCGUCUUGGAAACCUCGGGCGUCGACGACCUGCGCAUCGUGGGGGAGCUCGAUCUACCGCGCACCGAAGAUAGUGUCAUGUCCCUUGCAUUCGCCGGGCGCAAAGGGAAGACGAUCAACGUUCUUGCUGGCGUCAAUUCGCAUCAGGAUGAGGUUCUCAAGGGAAACAAUAAGCACCUGCGCAGCAUUUCGAUUCGAGGCACCGGCUCCGACACGACCGUCAAGGAGGACAUGCGCCACCCGCUCAUUAUCGACUCGGCCUCGGCUGUAUACCAGAGGCUGCUGCGAGUCGCCGGGACCCUCGGCGCAGUGGCGUCUGCCAAUGGCAAGGACCCUCAGAUCGCACUCUUCGACGUCGCAAGCAGCAAGGGCAACACACUGAAACCGCGUGGGACGAUUGAGCUCCCCAGAGAAGCGGAAGACGUCGACAUUGUGCAGCUCGCGGACGGAAGCCAUUUGCUGACAUACUGCUACGGCUACGAAUUGUUCCUGGUCAAGAUUGGCAAGGACCAAGAAGAUCCACAUCUCAUUUACAGCGUCCCCGAGCAUGAAGCCAGCCGGCCCAAGUUCCGCUUCGCCCGGUUCCUUGGCCCCGAGUUUAUUCUUACUGUCGCCAACAUUGGUCGCACCGGCGCCGUUGUCCACGGCUUUCGCCUCCCCAAGGCAGGGCAGGAAAAGGCGCGCCUGGCCGUGUCCGCCAAGCUGGACGGCAGGACACAAGCCACGGCCUUUGCGCUCGCAAGUCUGACGCGCCCGACCUGGAGCCCCAAGGGAGGCAUCGAAUCUCUCGGCGACACGCAGUUUGUCAUUGCCGUGGCGCGCGGAAACGCUUCCAUUUCUCUCCUGUCGCUCACGCACGUCGCAUCACCGGCCAUCAACCUGCUCACCAAGCUGCACCCUCUGACAACGCUCCAGGGCGUCCACGGUAACAGCGAAAUUACGGGCAUGGCGCUGUCCACGUUUAGCACGCCCACGAAAAAGGCGGUGGCAGGGGAGACGCAACACCUCAAACUCGUGAGCGUCACAAUGUCCAAGUCGAUUGCGCUGCAGAGCAUCCCCCUCAAACAAUUCAUCGACAAGACGCCGCGGAACAAGAAUGCGCCCCCGCUACCCGUCCGCUACGUCACCCAGCUGGAGGCCAGACAGCCAACGACGGCCAGGACCGCCAUUACGCUCUUUUCAUUUGUGGUGCUCCUUCUCGGGCUCAUCGGCCAGUGCAUCUUCGAGAUGAUGGGCACGGGCUAUCCGAUCCUCAAACCGCAGCGCUUCUUCUCGAGUGCCUCGACGCCGGCCAACACGCCCAUUGUCGCGCCACCGCCUUUGAUGCGGCACCACGCCGCGCCGGUGGUCGCCGAGGUGGACAGCGCAUCGCUGCUGCGGGACGACUUUCUUGCCAAUAUUGCCGGCGACGGGCCGGUGCCCACCGACAUUGUCGUCUUGGUUGCCGAGACGCUCGCGCCUGCCGCUGGCGAGGCCGCAGGUGGCACCACUGCCGCGGGUUUCCAAGUCGAGACGCACGACGAGCAGGUCCACGGGCCGGGCAAGUCGUGGGAGGACCUGGCAGAAGCACAGCAGCACGCUUGGAAGGCUCGGUUGCGUGAUGCCGGCGCAUGGACGCAGCAGAUGGGCGAAAAUGUCUUCAAGGGCGUCUUAUUUGGCGAGAUUGGCGGUGCCAUUGGUCAGGCCGUGGCUGGCUAA
Cordyceps militaris CM01 is the source of this 1974-nucleotide messenger RNA. RefSeq lists its product as uncharacterized. The record is from RefSeq and is a predicted model, not a curated record. Lineage: Eukaryota; Fungi; Ascomycota; Sordariomycetes; Hypocreales; Cordycipitaceae. Gene Ontology annotation, biological process: protein secretion. Bases 1 to 1974 code for a protein of 657 amino acids. Gene Ontology annotation, cellular component: endoplasmic reticulum membrane. The transcript is spliced from 3 exons. Gene Ontology annotation, molecular function: protein binding; guanyl-nucleotide exchange factor activity; GTPase activator activity.